CUGGCGCGGCUGCUGCCCGGGCUGGCCGUGCUGGGAGCCGACGAGCGCAUCUGCGCGCUCACCCGCAGGCUGGCCCACGGCGAGGAGCUGCUGUUUGGGGCCAUACACGUGCGCUGCCUCCUGACUCCCGGCCACACCUCGGGCCACAUGAGCUACUUCCUGUGGGAGGAGGACAGCCCCGACCCACCUGCCCUCUUUUCAGGAGACGCCCUGUCGGUGGCCGGCUGUGGCUGGCGCUUAGAGGACACUGCUCAGCAAAUGUACCAAAGCCUGACGGACAUCCUGGGUAGCCUGCCCCCGGAGACGAAGGUGUUUUGUGGGCACGAACACACGCUGAGCAAUCUGGAGUUUGCACAGAAAGUGGAGCCCUGCAAUGACCACGUGAGAACCAAGCUGGCCUGGGCACAGGAGAGGGAGGAGGAGGACGUGCCCACAGUGCCUUCCACCCUGGGCGAGGAGCUCCUGUACAACCCUUUCCUGAGAGUUGAGGAGGGGCCCGUACGCCAGUUCACAGGCCAGACAGCCCCGGCCCAGGUCCUGGAGGUGCUCUGCAGGGAGCGGGCAAAGUUCCAGCACAUGUCUGAGCCGCCGCAGCCCCAGGCCCGGGCUCUCCUGGCUCUGCAGUGGGGCCUUCUGAGCGCACUCCGGCAGAAGUGAGCCUGAGGACCCCCUCCGGGUCCUCCCCUCCCCUGGCAAGGGACAAGGGCCUCCGCCAGUCCCUGGCCUGGGACUUCUCGCUGGGCUCGGCUGGCCGCCGCGCCGCCCUGGCCUGCUGUUCCAGGAGGCCGCCAGAUGCAGGGAGGGGCUUGGUACUGUGAAUAAAGUGCUCAAAGCCUG
Dipodomys ordii (Ord's kangaroo rat) is the source of this 837-nucleotide messenger RNA. It is a transcript of the gene Haghl, whose product is annotated as hydroxyacylglutathione hydrolase-like. The transcript is spliced from 6 exons. The record is from RefSeq and is a predicted model, not a curated record. NCBI's taxonomy places the organism in Eukaryota, Metazoa, Chordata, Mammalia, Rodentia, Heteromyidae. The annotation marks the transcript as partial. Gene Ontology annotation, molecular function: hydroxyacylglutathione hydrolase activity.